UAGUGACACGUUUUACGUUUAUGCCGUUUAAAUAAUUGGUGGUAGUUAGGGUAGAAUGUCCAGCUCCAUGAUAAGGUUCCUUCUCCUCCUCCCCCUCCUCUCAGCCAGCGGGUUCUAUCUCCCUGGACUAGCUCCAACUAAUUUCUGUCCUGAAGAUGCCCUAAAGGAGGAGCCCCCUCCAUCCUGUCAGGCUCAGGUCUUUGUUCAUGUCAAUAGAUUAUACUCUGUUGAGAAUAUAGUACCUUACGAACAUAACAGUUUUGAUUUCUGUGAUGUUCCUACAGAAUGGGCUGAUAAAGAUCCUCCAGAGAACCUUGGACAGGUCGUGUUUGGUGAGAGACUGAGAGCGUCUCCUUACAAGAUAAUGUACAGGAGGAACGUGACCAAUCAGAACCUUUGCAAGAAGACCUACUCCCUCAAGACUAAGAAGGACCGUAAGAUUGUUCAUUUUUUGCGUGAGAGGAUCAUAGAGGGCUACAUGCACUCGUGGGUCAUUGAUAAUAUGCCAGUGACCUGGUGCUACCACAUGGCCACUACUGAUAAGCAGUACUGUACCACAAGAUUCCCUGUCGGCUGUCACGUCAGUAAAGACGGGACCAGACAAGACGCAUGUUACAUAUCACCUCAGCUCAAAGCCCCCGGCAGUACCUAUAUAUUCAAUCAUGUACAGUUCCUUAUAUGGUAUCAUUCCGGCACUAAUAAUGAUGGUCAUAUUGUGAAGACGUCAGUAGCUCUGGCCUCCUGUGAGUCCCCUCCUUGUACUGCUGCCUCUAAACCAGUCAAACUGAAGAAGAAAGGAGACAUCAAUAUACAAUACUCAUACUCUGUGGUCUUCAUGCAAAACAAUGCUAUCCGGUGGGCCUCAAGGUGGGACUAUGUUCUUGAUAAUGUGACCACUAGCAGUGUCCAAUGGUUCUCUCUCAUCAACUCAGUACUAAUCACUAUAUUCCUCUCAGCAAUGGUUGGGAUGAUACUCAUCAGGUCAUUGUACAGGGACCUGGCCAGAUAUAAUAAAUCCGAUAAUAUGGAGGACAUGCAGGAGGAUUUUGGUUGGAAGUUGGUUCAUGGAGACGUGUUCCGUCCUCCCACUCAUCCAAUGAUCCUGUCAGUGUUCCUGGGGGUGGGGUCUCAGUUCAUGUGUAUGGCCAUCAUUACACUAGUGUUUGCUUGUCUUGGGUUUCUAUCACCUCCUAAUCGAGGAGCAUUCAUGACAGCUGUACUGAUAUUGUUUGUAUUCUUUGGAGCUGUUGCUGGCUAUGUAUCAGCACGACUAUACAAAUUCAUGGGUGGGUUGCGAUGGAAGACCAAUGUCCUGAUGAGUGCCCUCCUUGUCCCUGGUGUCGUCUUUGCUAUAUUCUUUGUGUUGAACCUCUUCCUUUGGGGAGCUAAGUCCAGUGCUGCUAUUCCUUUCACUACACUACUGGCACUCCUCUGCCUCUGGUUUGGUAUAUCACUACCACUCACAUUCAUUGGGUCAUUCCUCGGGUUUAGGAGAGUUCCUGCUAGUCCUCCAGUGAAGACCAAUCAGAUCCCUAGAGAGAUCCCAAUCCAGAACUGGCUGUCCCACCCUCUCCCCAGCUCACUGAUGGGAGGGAUACUACCCUUUGGCUGUAUAUUCAUCCAGUUAUUCUACAUCAUCAACAGCCUCUGGACUGGUCAGAUGUAUUACAUGUUUGGUUUUGUCUCUCUGGCUUACCUCAUACUCCUAGUGGUCUGUGCUGAGACCAGUAUCUUAUUGUGUUACUUUCACCUUUGUACUGAGGACUAUCGCUGGUGGUGGAGGUCUUUCUUUUCUACUGGGACUACUUCUUUUUAUUUCCUAUUGUUCAGUGUCCAUUAUUUCUUCAAGGCUCAGAUCACAGGAUCAUUGAGUAUGCUUCUCUUCUUUGGCUACACUUCAAUCAUCGUCUUUUUGUUCUUCAUAUUUACUGGUACGAUUGGUUUCACUGCUUGUUUCUGGUUUGUAUGGAAGAUAUACACAAUAGUGAAGAUUGAUUGAUUGAACCAGCUCAUGUUACUAUACAUUAAUGAUUGCUGUACUCACAUACACUAACUAUAGGUCGUUGGGUUUUGAAUAAAAAAUUAAUAAUUAUUAUUAUUACUGUGAAAGUCUCCUGCUUGAGUAUGUUUUAUUAUAAAAAA
Molecule: messenger RNA, 2142 nt
Organism: Amphimedon queenslandica
Lineage: Eukaryota; Metazoa; Porifera; Demospongiae; Haplosclerida; Niphatidae
Product: transmembrane 9 superfamily member 2-like
Exons: 12
Coding region: 56-1999 (647 amino acids)
Biological process (GO): protein localization to membrane
Cellular component (GO): membrane
Source: RefSeq, a predicted model, not a curated record